Molecule: messenger RNA, 1026 nt
Organism: Clonostachys rhizophaga
Lineage: Eukaryota; Fungi; Ascomycota; Sordariomycetes; Hypocreales; Bionectriaceae
Source: the annotation of a GenBank genome assembly
AUGAGCACAACAGAAGACAUCAAAAAGGAGGGAGCGGGGGCUGGGUCAGAGCAUGUGAUACCCACGGCGAGCUCAGGGAGUACCGCCCAAAAGACGGAAGAGCCGGAGGUUGAGAGCUUCCCAGAUCCAGAUGAGGAUGAUCUGGAUGAUUUAGAUGACAUGCUUGAUGAGUUUUCGUCAGUCAAGCUGGACGCAAAGCCAGCUGCGGCACCGUCAAAUCCACCACCGCCAACAGCAAGCGCGGCUCCUAAACCAGAACCUGCGCCGACGGCUGCCCCGGUGCCUGAGCCAAGUGUCGAGGAAGACCUCUCAGAGGAGGAGUUUGCCAAGCAGUUGCAGGCUGGCAUGGCCGACUUACUUGGUCAAUUAGACAGCUCUCCCGACAUGCAGGCGCAGUUUGAGGACAUGUUCAAGAAAAUGAACGAAGCAGCAGAGGAUGCAGGGCUAGGCGAGGAGGCUGGCAAAUCUACCGAGGGCAAUGCCAAGUCAACCCCGGCCCCCCCGGUGAACGAUGCAUCAUUCCAGGACACCAUCCGCCGCACUAUGGAGCGGAUGCAAAACUCGGGAGACCAGGCCACCGCUGCUGCUACUUCGGCUGGUGAGAACGAUUUCAUGAGUGAGAUGCUCAAGCAACUGUCUUCUGGCGAGCUCGGUGGAGAAGGUGGCGAUGAGGAGUUCUCCAAGAUGCUAAUGGGCAUGAUGGAGCAGUUAACGAAUAAGGAGAUUCUCUACGAACCCAUGAAGGAGCUGCACGAAAAAUUCCCCGCGUGGCUGGAGAAGAACAGAGCCUCAACGCCAGCAGAUGAUCUGAAGAGAUAUGACUUACAACAAAAGCUUGUGAACGAGAUUGUAGCCAAGUUCGAAGAGCGGACCUACUCAGACUCCAACGCUGCAGACAGAGAAUACAUCGUGGACAGAAUGCAAAAGAUGCAAGAGGCAGGUUCGCCGCCAUCAGAUCUGGUUGGAAGCAUGCCCUCCGCGCAGGAGGCUUUAAGCAUGCCAGACGACCAGUGCAAUCCACAAUAA